AUCAAGCAUCGAAUACAUCAAGAGAUUGGUCUACCUGUGGUGCAAUCUGAAUGUUUCAUUGAAAUCGAGAGGGUUGAAAAACAUGGCGCGUGGCGUUUGAAUCCCAUCUCAUAAGAUUGUCUAGCGAGAUUACAGAGGAUGCAUCUUAUAUCCUACCAUUACCGCACGAUACUUAAACUCCUUUUUGCCCUUACACUAUUUCUUUAUGUCAAAUUUUGGUUCCAACUGGGAAGUCAUAGUUUUGGGGUGCUUCAAUCCAGAACUAUCAAGGAAUACCACCCCUCCGAUUACGGUCAGAACAAAGCCACCAUUAAAUUUGUGACUUACAAUAUGUGGUGUAACUAUUUGGUAUCUUGUAAAGCAAACUACCGUGAGCGCUUCGAGGGGUUAGCUGCCGGAGUACAAGAAUUUGAUGUUGUUAUGGUACAGGAGGUGUUUAUUUUACAAGUUGGUCCGGUUGAGUUCACUGGUUGUGCCUCUGCUAUGGUCGAGGCCAUGGAAAGACAUGGGUUCCAUUACCGAACCAGUUUCACUGAUACUGUACCCCACAUUUUUGGUCAAUCAAAUGGAAUUGCAAUCUUUAGUAAAAUACCUUUCCAUUAUACAAAAUCUGUUGUUUUCAAAGAUGCUGCAUUUGCUGAGAGAGUGAACAAUAAAGGAUUCGUAUUUGCAGAGAUGAAAAUAUCUGGGAAGCAAGUAUUUGUUUUCAAUACUCACACUGAUGCACACAAAGAGGAAAUAAGAGCUGCACAAAUGGAACAAUUGAGAAAAACAGUUUUGAACCUACCCAAGUCUGCAUAUUUUAUUGUUGGCGGAGACUUCAAUAUCAAUCCAAACUAUCCUCCCUUGGAUGGUAAUGAGAAAGAGUAUCUCAACUUAAAUGAAAAAAUGAAAAAGAUGCGCCUUGUUCCUGUAUUUACGGAAAGAAAUGCAACCCAUCUCAAUGGUGGGUCCUACGAUUAUGUCUUUAUUGAUCAAAAAUUCAAAGUCCAGGAUCACAAGGUGAUUAACCUUUUAACUAAGAAUCAUGGGAUGGUGUCAGAUCAUUAUGGCCUAUACAUAGAAAUAGAACUUAUGGAGAAGUAGCUAUAGUUAUGCAGAUCCGGAUCCGGAUCCCUGGCUAAAAAUUAGAUCGACUUGACCAACUGUCGCUGGCAUUGGCAUAUGAGCUCAUUAAUGAGCUCGGAUAAGAAAGGAGGCUAUAUGGGAAUAGCAAAGUUAUCACCGGAUGCCCAAUAUCGAGGAUGCUGCCUUUAUUCACUAAUCUAGUUAUUUGCCUUUUAAGUUUUUCAACAACUCACCUGCAUAAUUCCUUUAAAAUUGCGUUGUGAUCGAUGCACUUGCACCCUAAAAUAAAAAGCGCAAACGGGAAGAUUUUUUUGCAAAAUUUGCUAGGUUGUACGAUAGGAUACGCAAUAGUGUCGAUCGACAGGAUGGAGGUCUGUAGGCGUUUUAUGGCAGAACAACCAUGGCAGAUGCCGUUAUCUUCUUUUCUAGUAUUCCUUCCAGAAGAGGAACUGUUAUGCUUUUGGUUUUCUGUAAUUUUAAAACUUUAAUAAGUAACACAAUUUUCACAAACAGGAAAAAUAGAAAUAUUCUCGAAAUUGUGUAGAAGAAUUGGCAACAUGAAAUAUGUCUACCUUAAAA
Molecule: messenger RNA, 1647 nt
Organism: Nematostella vectensis (starlet sea anemone)
Lineage: Eukaryota; Metazoa; Cnidaria; Anthozoa; Actiniaria; Edwardsiidae
Exons: 2
Coding region: 139-1086 (315 amino acids)
Molecular function (GO): sphingomyelin phosphodiesterase activity
Source: RefSeq, a predicted model, not a curated record